Molecule: messenger RNA, 828 nt
Organism: Phlebotomus argentipes
Lineage: Eukaryota; Metazoa; Arthropoda; Insecta; Diptera; Psychodidae
Product: INO80 complex subunit E
Exons: 3
Coding region: 118-789 (223 amino acids)
Biological process (GO): chromatin remodeling
Cellular component (GO): Ino80 complex; nucleus
Source: RefSeq, a predicted model, not a curated record
UUGGUAGGAUUUUGCCGGCUGCGGUUGUCAGCCAUGAUUGAUUGUCAGAUUUUUGUUUACAUUCUCGGUUUUGGUUGUUUUCUCUGUGAAAAACUAGGAAUUGGUUAAAAAUAAGACAUGUUGGACGGUUGGUAUUGUCGCACGAUGGCUAAUCAGCAAGCCUCGAUGGAGCAGGGCGAGAUGAAUGACAUCGAGGAGGGCUCCAGCGACGAGGAGAGCGUGCAGCAAGCGGUGGACUUCAAGGCUCAGUAUCAGAUCCUGAAGAAGAAGUUCAAAUUCCUCAUUUACGAGAAUGAGUUCCUGCAGGAUUCGCUGCGGAUCACACAGAGGCGCUUCUUGAAGGCGUCACGAGACAAAUCAUUCCUGCUGGACAAACUUCUUCAGUACGAAAAGACUGAACUCACGUCGUCUGAGAGUGACGAGACGGAGACGUCGGAGGACGAGACUGGGCGGUCGGAUCAGGUGAAGAGGAAGAAGAUGGACGGAAUGGGCGGCGUGAGCAACUCCAUUCAGUCCCGGAACAGCAAUGCGCAGCCCAAGAGGAAGAAACCCGUGGCCAAGAAGCCUCAAGUGCACAUCUCCACGCCCAAUCUCUCCUCCGAUGGACACAUGACGGCGGAGGAGAUCGAGAGGCACCUCCAGUCGCGGCAUUCGCUGAUGGAAUUGCUCCCGGAAAGGGCUCCGCCGACAGUUCCCCACGAAAUGUUCAGCAACGAGCCCUCCCUUGACAGUGAAUCCAAUGAGUGUGGAAUUGAGACAUCGCCCAGCAAUAUUGGGGACAUAGAUUAAAUACCGCAGAAGGUGAAAUAAAUGUGAAAAUGUGUGAAA